Hydractinia symbiolongicarpus is the source of this 585-nucleotide messenger RNA. RefSeq names its product adenosine 5'-monophosphoramidase HINT1-like. Lineage: Eukaryota; Metazoa; Cnidaria; Hydrozoa; Anthoathecata; Hydractiniidae. The transcript has a single exon. Gene Ontology annotation, molecular function: hydrolase activity. The coding region runs from base 39 to 395 and encodes 118 amino acids. The record is from RefSeq and is a predicted model, not a curated record. Gene Ontology annotation, cellular component: cytoplasm.
AAGCAAUUCGUGUUGGUUGUCACACGCUGUUUGCCAAGAUGGCUGAUAAAGUAGGAGGAGAUACAAUUUUUGGUAAAAUAAUUAGGAGAGAAAUUCCAGCAGAUAUCGUACACGAGGAUGAUUUAUGCUUAGCGUUUAAAGAUAUAAAUCCUCAGGCACCUGUUCACUUUCUUGUUAUACCAAAGAAACCAAUUUCUGCGAUAAGUAAAGCUGAAAAUAGUGACAAAGAACUUCUUGGUCAUCUCAUGUUGACCGCAGCAAAAGUAGCAAAAGAUUUGAAACUUGAUGAUGGAUAUCGUAUUGUUGUUAAUGAUGGUUCGAAUGGUGGCCAGGAAGUAUUCCAUAUUCAUUUACAUGUCUUAGGAGGACGUCAAUUGGUGUGGCCACCUGGUUAAAAUAAUAUGAGAAAAUCAAAACCUGUCAUUGAAGUUGUACAUAGCCAGAUAUUUAAAGCUAAAUGAAAACGGACAAGUAGACUACUAGGCAAUGUUUAUAUAUGAACGUAUUAAAGCCUAAGGGAGUAACCGGGAAAUCAAUGUAAAAAUAUAUAUAUAUGUGUGUAUCAGAGAAAGAAGGUAUUGGCAA